AUGCCCAAUGAGAACAAUAACGGAGACAAAUCGACGUCGGCGUCCCCGCCUUCGUCGAGCGACGGUGGCGAUGUCCCAACGGCAACGAGAGGCGGCCACCAUCAAGAUCAACGUCGGCUGCAAGUGUCUCCACACCGCGUAACGCUUCCUAUACAUCCGAUGCCGAGUUGCGAGCAGUCUCGCCUCGCCAUGUCCGUCAUUGACAAGAUCAAACCCACCGUCCGAAUCAGCCACAACCUCGCGUGGACGUAUGGAGAUUACCUCAAUGAUCUUCCACGCCGGCUCGGGACGAACAUGGCGUUGGACUCUGCGACCGAGGCCUUCUUGUUCGCCGUACAGCGCUCCCUCAACCGGGCCGAAGUGCCUGCUCAGUCUGUGCUGGAGAGGUACGGUCUCGCCUUGACGGCGCUACGGACAUGUCUGGAUGAUCCGGUCAAGGCGAGGGAGCCGGAAACCCUCGGCGCGAUUCUGAUGUUGAUGAACUGUCAGCAAUACCUUUGGUGUCCGAAUGGGAAUCAGCUUGGGCAUGGUCACUCCGAAGGUGCAGCUCAGAUCUUGAGGAUGCGGGGUCGCCCGAGCAUGGACGAUCCUUUCGAGAGGAAAAUCCUCCUCUCAAUGCGAGCCGUCGUUCUCUUCGAGUCCAUUUUCACCGACCGAGUCGUCUUCACGGACAAAGAGUGGAUCGACAUGUUCGACAGUAAGGUCUAUACUCUCUCGCCAGAAAGCCAAGCGGUAGAAUGCAUGACACGCCUGGGUAACAUGAUGAGAAGAGCAAGAACGGUCCUGCAGGACGACAGUGCAUCCCAAUUCGACAAAGUCGUCAUCCAGCAUGAGGCCCAGGGCAUUUAUAACGAGGUCCAACCUGCCGUCACCAUUCUGCGGGAACGGUAUCAGAAGUUGAAACUGAGAAUGGCCUCUAGCGAGUUUGUCCCCGAUGAGAUGACUGAUUUCGUGCAUUGCCAUUGGGUACGGUCGUACGGCCUUGGGCUCGCAAUUACCAUUUUCAUCAACGAGCUGCGUAUUGCCGUGUGGCCGGAUCCCGCAGAGAUUGUGCAGGAGUCUCAUGCGUUCGCGUUGGAGAUAUUGGAGUUGGCGAGGGAAGGCCGCCCAUACAGGCCUCACGGAAGCAACGCCUUGGGUCUUUGUCUCAUUGCCGCUGAAAUGGGGACUGACGAUGCGGUCCUGAAGGAGGAUAUACGACGGCUGAGGCAUGACUACGCCAUGGACUUUACGGACACAGAGUUGAAUCAGAUCCCGAAAGUGGAAAGUGUGGUGCUGGUUUGUGGCCGUCAGUAUUCUCAAGCUUUGAAGAAGAAAGCUGGCUCGAGUUCGCCUUCGACUUCACCUUGA
Molecule: messenger RNA, 1350 nt
Organism: Exophiala spinifera
Lineage: Eukaryota; Fungi; Ascomycota; Eurotiomycetes; Chaetothyriales; Herpotrichiellaceae
Exons: 3
Coding region: 1-1350 (449 amino acids)
Source: RefSeq, a predicted model, not a curated record